This is a messenger RNA of Meyerozyma guilliermondii ATCC 6260, 894 nucleotides long. RefSeq lists its product as uncharacterized. NCBI's taxonomy places the organism in Eukaryota, Fungi, Ascomycota, Pichiomycetes, Serinales, Debaryomycetaceae. The record is from RefSeq and is a predicted model, not a curated record. The transcript has a single exon. The coding region runs from base 1 to 894 and encodes 297 amino acids.
AUGCCUGUGGAUGGGGUGUCUUUCUUCUCCGCUGGUUUGCCGAAAGAAAAGCCACCGGAGGUCUCCUUUUUCUCUUCUGGCUUACCAAAAGAAAGCCCUGACGAUGGUGGUUUGCUCUCAGCGGGUUUACCGAACGAUAAUCCUGCCGAUGGCUCUUUCUUCUCUUCAGGUUUGCCAAAAGAAAAGCCCCCUGUAGAGGUGGCUCCCUCCUUCUUUUCUGCUGGCUUUCCAAAGGAGAAGCCCGACAGCGUAUCUUUUUUCUCUUCUGGUUUACUCAAGGAAAAUCCUGUCAGGGGAGUAUCCUUCUUCUCUGUAGUACCAAAAGAAAAUCCAGAUGAGCCUUCCUUCUUUUCCGCUGGUUUACUCAAGGAAAAUCCUGUCAGAGGAGUAUCCUUCUUCUCUGUUGUACCCAAAGAAAAUCCAGAUGAGCCUUCCUUCUUUUCCGCUGGUUUUCCAAACGACAAUCCAGAGGAAGUUGUGGUGUCUUUCUUUUCUUCUGGCUUGCCGAAUGAGAAUCCAGGUGAAGCGUCUUUCUUUUCCGCUGGCUUACCAAAGGAAAAGGCCGAACUUGAUGCGGUGUCUUUCUUUUCGUCGGUUUUCCCAAAUGUAAAUCCUGAUGCUUCCUUCUUCUCUUCUGGUUUUUGGAACGAAAAUCCCGAGCUGGCAGUGCUCUCCUUCUUUUCUUCUGGUUUGCUGAAGGAGGAACCAGGAGUAGCAUCUUUUUUGUCAGUGGUACUUCCAAAAGAAACAGCAGGUGUAUCUUUCUUUUCGUUUUGUUGGCCAAAAGAGAGUCCAGAAGCAGGUGAGCUCUUGUUCUCUUCGGGCUUUGAGAAAGAGAAGUUUGGUUUGGGGCUCUCCUUCUUGUCUGUAUUGCCGAACGACAAUCCUGGCUGA